Zingiber officinale is the source of this 1048-nucleotide messenger RNA. Its product is annotated as UDP-glucuronate 4-epimerase 1-like. NCBI's taxonomy places the organism in Eukaryota, Viridiplantae, Streptophyta, Magnoliopsida, Zingiberales, Zingiberaceae. Bases 308 to 1048 code for a protein of 246 amino acids. The transcript has a single exon. The record is from RefSeq and is a predicted model, not a curated record.
CAUUCUGGACUUUAUCCGCACCCCUCUGUUUCCCUAUAUAGGCACUCCACCGCCGGCCGUGCCCUCUUUAGCAGGUGCAGAUUAAAGAAAAAUAAAUAAAAAUCGGAGUCUUCUCUUCUACCCUGCUUUCGACUCUUUGAUUCCUACGCGAUCGAUCUGUUGCUGAGAUCGCUUUGUGAAAGAAAGAGUACGUCGAUCGAUAAACUGUUCUAGAGAUUGAUUGUGAAAGAAAGGUUGUCUGGAUCGAUCUUACUGUUCUAGAGAUCGAAUUGUGAAAGAAAGAGUACCUGGACUGAUCGCAAGGGAGAUGAAGCCGAGGGUUCUCGAGGACGAUCUCUUUCCGUCGACGCCGGGGAAGGUGAAGAUCGAGCGGACGCACGCGCUGAACCGGAAGCUUCACCGCUGCUUCGCCUCGACAAGCACGCUCUUCCUGUGGGCGCUCCUCCUCGUAGCUCUCACUGCCUCCUACCUCAGUUUCCGGAGCUUCGUCGCCACGUCCUCCCGGUACCUCACCGCUUCCUGGGGAGGCCACCACUGGGAGCGCCAGAUCCGCGCUUCCGCCGCCGUGACACGACCAGAUGGGAUCACUGUCCUCGUCACCGGCGCCGCUGGGUUCGUCGGCUCGCACGUGUCGAUCGCUCUCCGCCGCCGUGGCGACGGCGUCGUCGGUCUCGAUAACUUAAACGCCUACUACGAUCCCUCCCUGAAGAAGGCCCGCAAGGCGCUGCUCGACUCCCACGGAGUAUUCGUUGUGGAGGGCGAUGUCAACGAUGCCCGUCUCCUCGCCAAGCUGUUCGACACCGUGCCCUUCACUCACUUGAUGCACCUUGCCGCUCAGGCCGGCGUCCGCUACGCCAUUGAGAAUCCGGCCUCAUACGUGCACAGCAACGUCGCCGGUCUCGUGACACUCCUGGAGGCCUGCAAGUCUGCCGAUCCGCAGCCUGCCGUUGUCUGGGCUUCCUCCUCCUCCGUCUACGGCCUCAACGACAAGGUUCCCUUCUCCGAGUCUCACCGAACCGAUCGACCGGCCUCCCUCUACGCCGCUUAA